This is a messenger RNA of Prorocentrum cordatum, 2670 nucleotides long. The record is from the annotation of a GenBank genome assembly. Lineage: Eukaryota; Dinophyceae; Prorocentrales; Prorocentraceae.
AUGCACGUUCACUUUGGCACGCCGGAUUUCCAGAGCAUGCAGCGGAGCACGCAGUCCGCUGCGGAUCCGUUCGCAGACCCGCCGGGCCUGGCCUGGCAGAUCAUGCGGUACGCCAGGACUUUGGGAUCGGGCCUGGUCGGCCCCGAGGCAGGGCCGCCCACCUCGGGCUCGGCCCAGGACUCUGCCACGGGACGGGUCGGUGCAGGCGUGGACGAGGCGGGCCAGGUGAUUGCGGGUGGAUCUUACAUCGACGUGGCACAGGCUCGGCGCCCGCUCGCGGCCCGGUUGCCGGUGGGCAUGGCGGGCAUGACCGGGAUCGUUCGGUUCUUGGUCGCCAGGGUCUCUCCCGCAGGCACCGACGUGCAGCCGGCGCAGCGUGCCGAGGCGUGGGCGCUGCUCCACCUGGAGCUCGCGCACUCGUGGCAGUCCGCUUCGCAGCCGCGCAUGCUGCCGGUCCAGUACGAGGACCCGGCAGAAGUUGCCGGCAGCCUCGCGACGACGCCGUCGGAUUUUGCUCUGGGCGAGCCGGCGCCCCCGAGAACGAUGGCGCAAGUGGUGGAGGCCGCCCGCCUGCGGGCCGAGAACGCGGAGAUGCGGGCGCAGCUGGAGCUGCAUGGUUCGGCGGAGGGCUGGGCGUCGGGCGAGGAAGCGGGCUGGGCGUUGGGUCGGAUGUCGGGCUGGGGGCGGGGCGAGGCGUCGGACUGGGCGUCGGCCGGGUCGUCUCAGAUUCUGGCGCUCUGGCUGUUCACGUUGGGUGCAGAGUCCGGCCUGGCGCUCCCUCCGGCGCACCCUCCCCAGACGCAGGGCACGCCCUUCGCAGCGAUGGUGGCCAAAACGCCUCCCUGCACGGCCCAGUGCGCUGCCAGUGCCGCGGCGGCCGAGCUCGAGGGGGCGGAAGUGGGGUCAUCCGCGGCGAGCGCGGAGCUCACCGAGCUCUCCGAGGGUACCUACCUGGGCGUGGUGAAGUCCUACAACGACCGCCGCGGCUUCGGCUUCGUGGCUUGCGCCGAGCUGGUCGCGCUGCACGGGCGCGACGUGUACCUGCCGAAGGCGGAGGCGGCGCUGGCCGCUGUGGCGGGCCCGGUGGGCGAGGGGAUGGCCGAGGACGACGUGCUGCAGUUCCGCGUACGCCUCAGCCCCGAGGGCUACCCGCAGGCCGCGGAGGCGAGGCGGCUGCAGAAGCUCCGGGGCACGGUGGUCCGCGCCCCGCGUCCCGCGGGCCCCGGCGGCCUUGCCUGCGCGGGCAUGGUGAGGAGCAGGGGCAUGGCCGAGGCGCUGGGCACGGACUCCGUGGCGGUGGGCGCCGAGGCGGUGGGGCAGCUGCGCUUGGAUGAGGGCGACGAGGUGUCCUUCUGCGUGCCGGGCGCCCGCGACGAGACGCCGCCAGAGCUCCACGACGCCGUCCUGCACUGCCACGCGUUCGCCGACAGGGUGCUGGUGGUCGGGCGACGACCCAUCCUGGGCCCGGCCAGGGGCGGCGUGCAGAUCCCCUCGCCCCAGGUGGCGGGCCUCCCGGCGGACGUCACGGAGGCCGAGCUCUUCCACUUCUUCUCCAAGCAGGGGGCCACCAGCGUGGCGCUGGCCAGGGCGGCGGGCGGGGAGGGCUUCGCGGUGGCGCGGUUCCCUGGCAUCGGGGCGGUCUCGCGGCUCCUCAGCAGCAGGGUGCACGCGUUCGCGGACGAUGCAGAGACGAGGGUCGCCACUCUGCUCCCUGGCGCCCCAGUGGCCGACCAGCCGCUGCUGCCCGCGCUGCCGAAGCCCUUGCUGACUGCUGGGCAAGACCCCGGCACGCUCCUCAUCACGUGGUCCCCGUCCGUGAUCGCCGCUGGGUACACUCUGGAGAUCCGCCCUGCGGGCGCGCAGGCGCCGUGGGAGGCCAUCGACGACGUCACGCGCAGCACGCAGCGGCCGGAGCCAGAGAAGGCUCCGACCGCCGUCUCUGCAGCCGCGUUCCCGCCGCAGGCUGUCUCUGGCCUGGCGCAGCCCUGCACGCCAGCGCUCGGGUGGCAGCAGUGCGCUCACGGUGGGCUGGUCUCGGCGCCCCCAGUGCCCGAGGUGAGCUGGGCCGACGGGGCGGGCUCCUCCGUGCUCGUGCGCUGGCUGCCAGCGGCCCACGCCGCGGCGUACGUGGUGGAGCUGUCGGAGCUUGGCAGCUCGUCCUCCGAGCGCUUCGUCCGCGCGGCUGCGCCGCCUGGCUGCCUGGUCGACCUGCAGGUGGGCGGCCUGCGCCAGCUCGCGCCCGGUGGCUCCUACGCGGCGCGGGUCCUCUGCGUGGGCGCCUGCGGCUGUGAGUCGGCGCCCUCGGCCGUCGCGUGGGCGCCGGCCUGGGCCCCGCCGGCCUGGGCCCCGCCAGCCUGGGCCCCGCCCGCCUGGGCCCUGCCCGCCUGGGCCCCGCCGGGGUGGGCCGCCGGCCCCGGUGCAGACGGGCUGCCGCGGCUGCUCCACUCCCUGGGCGGGCCGGCGCCCGCGCUGGCGGCGGAGCCGCCGCCCGGGCAGGCUGCGCUGGCGAAGCCAGCGCCGUCGCCGAUGGUCGCAGGGCCGCUGCCAGAGGUGCAAGCGUCAGCGACGGCCGGCGGCAGCGUGUGCGGCCCAGGCUUUCGAGCGGCGGGCGUCCCUGCCGCGCCAGGGGCCCCCAUGGUCGUCGGAGCCAGCUGUCUGCUGCUCGACUGA